AUGGCUGAGGCUUCCGGGAAAACCCCAUCGGAUGUCGACCUUAGCUCCACCGCCAGCGUGGUGGACUUGGUCGAACCACUUACUAAUUUGUCCCUCGAUCCUUCUAAAAAGCCUUCUCGCAACAAGAAAGCCCCAAGAUCAAAGGCUGGAAAGCAAAAUUACAGCUUCAACCCUGAUGAUUGGAAAGUAGACGAGGAAGAUGUGAUGAUUCCUGCCGCCGCGAUUGCCGGGAAAUCGAUACUACUGCUUCCCAAGACGACUGACAAUCACCAAAGAAGAACCGAAACAUCUACCAUCGCUACUAUUGGGGAAGAUAAAGCGAAAAUCUUAUCUACAAAAGUGUUAACUUACUACUCUACUGACUCACAAUUCAAACGUCAUUUGGAAUCCGCCGAAUCAUUGACGUUUUAUGCUCCUCCUCGGUUUUUACAACACAGAAACGGGACUUUUAAAUACAACUUAUUCAAAGGUUGGCAAGGAUACCGGCCUAUUGUGUAUCCCAGAAAAUUACCAAGAUUAGGCGGCACCUUGGCUGUUGUGGGAUGGUACCUCGAUUCAAUAAGAAAUAAUUUGGGAAACGAUGGUGACAUCCCCACCAUAGAUUUCAUUUCCCAUAAAGGUCCGAUGGUCAAACUUGCGUCUUUGGCAUCACCAGACUGCCGGCAUGGAGUAUCUUUAGAAAUGAACGUGGUGACUUAUGGUAAACACAUUUUGUUAUCCAAUAACAGUUAUAGAGAUAUCGAAGGGCCCAUGUCUUUGAAAUUUGGAUAUUUGGGUCAUAAGUUUGAGAAUGUGGUUUGUAGCAAAGAUUGGCCAGAGAAUGGCAAAAUGCCCAGGAAAGAGUACCCAAUGCACAAUAAUGAGACUUUCAAAUUGGUGAUGAAUAUUGAAUUGGGAAAGAAGAAUGAUGAUGUUCUGACCCGAGGCACAUCACCUAUUAUUUCAUUAGCAUUUCCUUCGGAGAUGGAUUGCCGUCUACAACCAGACGUCCCCAUCGAAACGCUUUCAAACUAUGCCGAAUUAAAAACCCAUUCUUCUGGAGGGUCGGAACAUUCAUUCAAGAGAAAGCUUUUCAAAGCGUACCUACAAGCCAACAUUGUUGGCAUGGGCGAAGUGAUCAUUGGUUUCCGAUCAUUCAGCGGGUUUCUCGAGAAUAUUGUCCGGUAUAAAGUAUCGGACAUCCCAGAUAUUUUGCAUAAGGACCCCAAGUCUGGAGAAAUUAGUGAGCGUUUGAAACGACAAUUCAGCCCGGAAGAUUCUAUGGAUUGGCUACAUUCUUGCUUGGAGUGGAUCAAGAAUAAUAUUGAGUUUGGUAGAGAGCGGGAAGUCGCCUGGAGAGUGAGUUACGAUCCAAAGAGUAGCACUAUUGUUAUGGUCAAAAUUGAGGACCCGGAGAUUGUGGAAAAAAUCACUGGAUACGUUUAUGACGAUAUCUGUGUGCGAUCGUUGGAUCAUCAGACACAAUAG
This is a messenger RNA of Saccharomycopsis crataegensis, 1467 nucleotides long. RefSeq names its product DXO/RAI1 family decapping nuclease. Lineage: Eukaryota; Fungi; Ascomycota; Saccharomycetes; Ascoideales; Saccharomycopsidaceae. The record is from RefSeq and is a predicted model, not a curated record. Gene Ontology annotation, cellular component: cytosol; nucleus. Gene Ontology annotation, molecular function: mRNA 5'-diphosphatase activity. Gene Ontology annotation, biological process: nuclear-transcribed mRNA catabolic process; NAD-cap decapping. The transcript has a single exon. Bases 1 to 1467 code for a protein of 488 amino acids.